GGCAAGCUUUCGUUAACAAACGUAGACCGUCGGCUUUCUCGUAGCAUUCAUUUGGAGAGCAGAAAGACUCACUUACCCCUUUCACCUUACAAGGAUGGGAGUAGCAGAGACCACCUUCACCUGGAGAGGGCCAGGCUCCCCCUAUCGCACUUAUGUUGGGAAUGCAAUAAGAUGCUGCGUGCAUAAAAGAUGGUCCUCGUCGCUUUUUUCACUCAAGCAAGUGAUUUGAUUCUCGAUCCAAAUUGAACAACACUCCGUGUGCACGUACAUGCCCAUUGGGGAGAGAAUGGAAGCGCAUGUUUCGGAAACUUCUAUUGCAACUUCUAUUAUUCUUCCGUUGUUUCUAAACUUCUAUUGCCUAAGCAGUAUGCCAGCCAACGCUGAGUUUCCUUCAGAAAAUUUGUUUGGUUCGCUGCAGGAUCAUGCAAAAGAUCAUUCAUUCUCAAAGUUGUUUGUCAUCCACAACCUCAGUGGAAACAUUGUAGUUGUGUCGAGGAUAAUAUGACAGGAAUCUGUUUAUUCUGCCCACCAUCUCUUCUUGGGGUGCGCCGCGCAGUCUGGCUCAACUCUAAUAUGUGAC
Molecule: messenger RNA, 580 nt
Organism: Cylicocyclus nassatus
Lineage: Eukaryota; Metazoa; Nematoda; Chromadorea; Rhabditida; Strongylidae
Source: the annotation of a GenBank genome assembly